UUUUGCAGGCGGCUGUCGCGGGGACCGGAGCCGGCGGUGGCGGCGGGCACUGCGGCUCCGAGGCGCGGCGGCAAGACGGGAGCCCAGCGAGCUGCUGCCAGGUGCUAAGAGAUGGUGCUCGUGGAUCUCAUCUCUGCCUGAGAAUUGGUGCUUCAGGCCCUGGAAGGACCGCCUGCAACUCCUGGGCUCCUCACUUGAAUAAGCCUUCACUUUCGGCCACACCAGUCCAACAACUGUGCAAACACUUGAUUUCUCUUAAUGAUGGGUAUUGGUAAGAACACCACAUCCAAAUCAAUGGAGGCUGGAAGUUCAACGGAAGGCAAAUACGAAGACGAAGCCAAGCACUCCACCUUCUUUACUCUUCCGGUGGUGAUAAAUGGGGGUGCCACAUCCAGCGGUGAACAGGACAACGAAGACACUGAGCUCAUGGCAAUCUACACGACGGAAAAUGGCAUCGCGGAAAAGAGCUCUCUUGCAGAAACCCUGGAUAGCACUGGCAGUCUAGAUCCCCAGAGAUCGGACAUGAUUUACACCAUAGAAGACGUUCCUCCCUGGUACCUCUGCAUAUUCCUGGGGCUACAGCACUACCUGACGUGCUUCAGCGGCACGAUCGCAGUGCCCUUCCUGCUGGCCGAUGCCAUGUGCGUGGGCUACGACCAGUGGGCGACCAGCCAGCUCAUCGGGACCAUUUUCUUCUGUGUGGGGAUCACCACUUUGUUGCAGACAACGUUUGGAUGCAGGUUACCCCUGUUUCAGGCCAGUGCUUUUGCAUUUUUGGCCCCUGCUCGAGCCAUCCUGUCUUUAGAUAAAUGGAAAUGUAACACCACAGAUAUUUCAGUUGCCAAUGGAACAGCAGAACUGUUGCACACAGAACACAUCUGGUACCCCCGGAUCCGAGAGAUCCAAGGAGCCAUCAUCAUGUCCUCCCUGAUAGAAGUGAUCAUCGGCCUCCUCGGCCUGCCCGGAGCGCUGCUGAAAUACAUCGGGCCGCUGACCAUUACGCCCACGGUAGCCCUCAUUGGGCUCUCUGGUUUCCAGGCCGCUGGGGAGAGAGCAGGGAAGCACUGGGGCAUCGCCAUGCUGACAAUUUUCCUAGUGUUACUGUUUUCUCAAUAUGCCAGAAAUGUUAAAUUUCCUCUCCCAAUUUACAAAUCUAAAAAAGGAUGGACUGCAUACAAGUUACAGCUUUUCAAGAUGUUCCCUAUAAUCCUGGCCAUCCUCGUGUCCUGGCUCCUCUGCUUCAUCUUCACAGUGACCGAUGUGUUCCCUCCCGACAGCACAAAGUACGGCUUCUAUGCACGCACAGACGCCAGGCAGGGCGUGCUCCUGGUGGCCCCGUGGUUUAAGGUCCCGUACCCGUUUCAGUGGGGGUUGCCCACCAUCUCAGCGGCUGGCGUCAUUGGCAUGCUCAGCGCGGUCGUGGCUAGCAUCAUCGAGUCGAUCGGUGACUACUACGCCUGCGCCAGGCUCUCUUGUGCCCCACCACCUCCCAUCCAUGCGAUCAACAGGGGGAUUUUCGUGGAAGGUCUCUCCUGUGUUCUCGAUGGCAUAUUUGGUACUGGGAAUGGUUCUACUUCGUCCAGUCCCAACAUUGGAGUUUUGGGAAUUACUAAGGUUGGCAGUCGCCGAGUGAUCCAGUAUGGGGCGGCACUGAUGCUGGCGCUGGGCAUGAUCGGGAAGUUCAGCGCCCUCUUCGCGUCCCUCCCAGAUCCUGUGCUCGGCGCCCUCUUCUGCACUCUCUUUGGAAUGAUCACGGCUGUUGGACUCUCUAACCUGCAGUUCAUCGAUUUGAACUCUUCCCGGAACCUCUUUGUGCUUGGAUUUUCAAUCUUCUUUGGACUUGUCCUUCCAAGCUACCUCAGACAGAACCCUCUCGUCACAGGGAUAACGGGAAUUGAUCAAGUGUUGAACGUCCUUCUCACAACUGCUAUGUUUGUAGGAGGCUGUGUGGCUUUUAUUUUGGAUAACACCAUCCCAGGCACUCCAGAGGAGAGAGGAAUCAGGAAAUGGAAGAAGGGCGUGGGCAAAGGGAGCAAAUCGCUCGAUGGCAUGGAAUCCUAUGAUUUGCCAUUCGGCAUGAACAUUAUCAAGAAAUACAGAUGCUUCAGCUACUUGCCCGUCAGCCCGACCUUUGUGGGCUACACGUGGAAAGGCCUUGGGAAGGGCGAGAGCAGCCGGAGUUCAGACGAGGACUCACAGGCCACGGUAUAGCCUCCGGCGCGGCCCAGGGCAGGCCCACAGCGAGGCCUGUGUCUGUAGUUCCUUGCUGAAUAGCAAGCAGUGAAAUGUAUGUCUGUAUAUCUGCAUUUACAUUCUGCACCCCGGAGCUAAGACAGAUCCCAAGUAGCUUUUCUGUUGUGGAUGGUGAUCGUGUCUAAUAUGGUGUCUCACCCAUUUCCUUAUUUAAACUAAGCCCUUGGCCCUUACCUUUGAGAGCAUUUGCCACCAGCCACGAUCAUUGAACUUGAAGUUCCAGUCCUCCCUCAGGAGUGGAUGUUUGAAAUCCACAGUGAUUCCUUGUUUUCAGUCCCCUUGCUUUGUGGACCUGUCUCCUUAUUUGACCUUUGCUGCAAAUCUUCACCUCAGCCUGCACCUGCAGAGGCCUCCUCUGGCCACGGGGCACCAGAAUCCUUGCAUUGACACAACUGACAGUCAAAUAUAAGUCUAUCUUUCCCUGAUAGUCCUGUGCAUGGAGGAUAGUGACCCGGUUGGAAACAGUGACGUGGCUCCCCUCUGCCGGGAUCUGUGCAUGAAUAAGGUCUAUACACAUACAAUUAGAAUAGAAAUCUAUCUGGGGGAUUGGAAGGGAAGGGAGAGUAGCUUCAAGUCAAUAUCUGAUUGUCAACUGAUCUUUCUCUGGGCCACCCUGCCCCAGGGCUGCACAUUUCAUACAGGUCUCUUCUCCUAGCAGCUGAGACACUCUUAUCUGGCAUCCAUCACCACUGGCUGGUGUGACGGGUACAGGGAGCCACCCAAGGGCACCAAGCAGGUGUUCUGGGAGUCUUGGCUCUUCUGUCAUGUGGAUGUUAGUUAUCGUUGCGCACGUCUAUAAUGACAAGUUUUAUUCCUAUUUAAUAUUAUUGACUAUAGUAGAUUUCUGAAAUCAGUGUUUUUCCAUGUGUUCCUUUUCCCCUGUAUCCCUAUUACUCAUCUUCCACCUCCCACUUCCCACCCCCAUUAAGAAAAGAACCAGCAUUUGUAAAGCUGUGGACACCAUCAGGAAAGCUUGUUGUAACGGCUUUUGAAGGCCGGUAACCAUUAUCGUGGUUGUGUUUUGUAUUGCUUGAUACCAUGAAAGUGUAAAUACUGUAAUGCCUAAUCUAUUUAUCAAAACUGACUACUGGACCAGAGCCCAGAAACCAUGGGUCACAUUAUCUGUGAAUUUGUUUUGUGAAGAAGGGAAGCUGGGGUAGGCAACAAACAGGCACCAUGUUGAAUGGUACCUUCCUCACCCCAUAGAUUCAUUCCUGCAGCUAAAGCUCUCCUUUUCCAGGUAAUUUCCAGCAGUUGUAGCCUGAGUGCUUUCCACAGGUUGCCAAGUUGUGCAUCCAGUAUAUGCUGAUUUUGCAAAGGGGAAAGUUAGAUCUCCUGGCGGAAUGUUGCCCUUUUUUUCUUUCUUUCUUUUUUUUUUUGAGUUAUUGCAGAAGGUGGUGAGAAAAGCAGCAGCUGGUCUGCCCCUUGUCAAAAGGGGUUCUAAUGAAUAACGCUAAAUUCCUUCUGGAAAAGUUACUUCUGUUUGAUUUGGUUUGAAAUUUUCAUCCAGAGGAAAAGCCCGAGACAUAAAGAGGUGCCCUCACUUCCUGAGAUUGUGCUCCCAAAGUGGUCGUCAACAGGCAUGCCAGCCUUCCCUGGCAGGGCCCGGUUCUCAGCAACCAUUGGAGGUCAGCCCAGCUUCACUGCUUUGGGAGGUUUCCGGCAGCCUUGUGUCACUACAGGCCCUGGAAGUUUUGAACUUCAGGAUUUAUUACAGCAAGGACACCUCAGAGCCACUGCAUUGUUUUGCCAAGAUCUUAUUGCAGAUUAAGUAAGGAACUUAGCUUGUAAAUCAUAUUUAAUUUUGCUUUUUUCCUAAUGCGUAUUCAGUGCAAAGUCACUUUAGAAGCACACAGGCUAACUGCUUUCAUCCGUUUAGCUUGGUAAGCCCUUAAGACUGACCGCCGUCCCGAGCCAAGUUGCUCUCAGUUCCUUCUACUUGUAUUUUGCUCAGCGUCUCCAAUUUCUCUGCUCUGAAAGAUGGGGGAAACUGCUAAACUUUCCAGAGAUAUGCAGUAUUCAAGUUCUCUCAGUGAACAGAAGCGCCAUGUAUCUAAAUAAAACCAUCAGAACCAUAGAUAAUUGAGAAACAAGUUCCCUUCAGCUUGACCAGGCGGCUUCCCUCCCAGUGGGCACCACCCAAGGUUUGUGCUUCAAACGUCCAGAAACCUGCUCCCACCCCUUUCACUGGGUUUUCCUGGGAAGUUUCCAAUCUGCUAGUCUGAGGGGAUCUCUUGGUAGUCUUCUACAGGUAUUCACAUGUGAAAGGAAGCCCUGCACCUACACACCUCCUGUCGGACAGAGGGUUUUCACUCUUCUGGUUGAUUGGUCCAUUGAGGCAAACCAGAGUCACUGUCCUAGGAGGGGGGUGAGUCAGGAAGAGGGGGGAGAGGGCAGCCUGACUAGUCAGCCCCAUUGAGUCUGGUAGGUUCUGCACAGUGUGUGAAACUUAACCUUUGCUUGAAUGGUUGGACCCUCAUAGUAGUAACAGAUCCUAUAUGUGCAAUACACAUGCAAAUCAUUUUAGGAAGUGGUCCCUCAUGCCAGCAGACAGGCUAGAGAAUGAAACUCUGUAAUUGAAAGGAAAUUUUCUUGGGUUUAAAUGCACACCUGAAGGGGCAGACUUGGGGGCAGUGUCGGCAGGGUGCAGCCUGUGCCUGGAGCACUGCCUGUUUGCAUCAUUGGCCUGCAUUUCUGCGGCCGCAUACCGGCCAUGCUUUUUUGGCCAAUAGACUGUUUUAAAAUAGUUUGGGUUUGAACAAAUUAGGCAAGGCCUCCCGUCUCCAGUUUCUACAGUGGACAGCUGCCCACCAUCCUCAUGGGUCACCUGCCUAGCCCCUGAAAGAAAGCACUUGCGUUGGCCCCCCUGACGGGGAAGGUAGAACGUGUUGAUAAGGUGGUGCUGUCUUCAUACUUGGGCAUGGGGGAGGCCCCGCCACUGGUCUGGAUAAAAUAUUUGUCAAUAAUGGGAAAUGGCUCCAGUCCUUGUAAACAGUUUCCAUCCUCACUAGGGAGUUAAACUUAGCAUCACCAAUUCAUUUAUACUAAGUCUUUCUUAAGAGGGUUUCACAUGUCAUUUUUAAUGUGUUUCUCAUGACUGGUCAAGGCCAGAGCAGUGGUUUAACCAAACCAGCUAGACUGAAGCAUCUUGGGUCCUGAUGGUUUCCCUUUUUCAUGGUAACAAAUUCAUACACAGGAUUUGCUUUAUUCUGUAGAAUACUGACUUUCAUGACAGCAACUUGGUUUAUGCAUGAAUAUUGCAGUAUUUCCAUAUAGCAAAAUAACAUUUCUACCCAGGAUAAUGGUCACAGUUUUCCAGGGAGGGAAUGAUACAAUUUUCAUGACAAUGUCAUGUGAUGAUAGAAUUUCUCCAUUGAUGAAUCUCUAGUAUGUAUGUAUACUUUAUUUACCCAUGCAUAUAUUUUAUUACCAAGAGCUAAGUUGUUAAUUUCUUUAAUCCACGUCCCUGCUGAAAUAUUGGUACUAGCAACUUAGAUUUAAAGUUGGCAAGUAUAAUCUUCAGUCAUAUUUAUGCCACAGGAUUGGCCAGGCCAGACAGAAGGAGAAUCAGGGGCCAUGGCGGCCAUCUGUUCCAGAACCGGACUGGCCAAGGAGAGGCAUGUCCUGCAGGCUGUUGUGCUUGUGGCAUGAGGGCCACCCACUUUCCCAGCUGGUGCUGAGUACCUGGUGUGCACACUCGGCCACACCUGCUGUGCGCUGUGGUCGUGUGGGGCGCACGGGCCUGAGCAUCUGCAGAGCCUGCUCCUCCAGGGGAGCCACCCCUUGCCUUUAGAGAAGAGCCUCGGGCUUCAUGUGCUGCCUGUGGGGUCCGCUGUCCCCUUAGGAUUUGGACACAGAGAGUAGGACAUCUCCCGCCCUCUACCCAUCCUUCAGAUGCAAUUGGAGUAGUGCAAGAAGGCCGUCUGUUUUUGCCAGCGUUCAGCUUCCACCCAUGGACCCGUAGAGCCUGUUAGCGCUGGGGAUCCCUUUUCAGCAGCCUCACAAACAUUCCUGUCCCUUUAGGUUGUUCUUGACUGUGCCUCGUCAUCACUCUACAUAAAUAACAUCCUGCGUCCUUAGAAUUGCUGCGUGUGUUUUCAGGCGCUUAGGACAGCCUUACCAGUGUUGCCAUCUUACUGACAGUUCAAAUCAAUACGCUUUUUUGUUUGUUUGUAACAACCUCUGUUUGACACACUAAUAAACUUCUGACUGUUCUUAAAACAGCAGGGAUGCCUGUAUUUUCCUUGAGUUUUUGUGACUGACUUUGGCUCUCUACCUUUCCAGGAUUUUGUUUGUUUGUUUUUAUUUUUAUUUUGCAUACCAAGGGUAUUUGGGGUGGGAUUGUUUUUUGUUUGUUUUGUUUGUUUUUGAAAUGUGUAAUUCUUUUAUGGAGUUUUUAAAAAGAAUUUUCAUAUUGUUUUUCUAACAUGGCUUCAUUAAAUGUUUAAGUAUUUUAAAAAUAUGUAAUAUUUGGACCAGAUGUUGUGAAUAAUAGUAGAGAUAAAGCUAUUUUAUUCUGUAUUUUUAAAACUGUUCCAUACAAAUAAAAGCUCUUCUGGACGCAG
Messenger RNA from Choloepus didactylus (southern two-toed sloth), 6818 nucleotides. It is a transcript of the gene SLC23A2, whose product is annotated as solute carrier family 23 member 2. The record is from RefSeq and is a predicted model, not a curated record. Bases 259 to 2211 code for a protein of 650 amino acids. Gene Ontology annotation, cellular component: membrane. The transcript has 16 exons. Gene Ontology annotation, biological process: L-ascorbic acid metabolic process; transmembrane transport. Gene Ontology annotation, molecular function: transmembrane transporter activity. Lineage: Eukaryota; Metazoa; Chordata; Mammalia; Pilosa; Megalonychidae.